GUCAACCUGCGAACUCAGAAGCGCCUUGCCGCGUCGGUCAUUGGCUGCGGCAAGCGCAAGAUCUGGCUUGAUCCCAGCGAGCAGAGCGAGAUCUCAAACGCCAACUCGCGCCAGACCAUCCGAAAGCUCGUCGCCGAUGGCCUCAUUAUCCGAAAGCCGGUGACGAUGCACUCGCGAUCCCGAGCCCGCGAGCUGAACCUUGCCCGAAGAGAAGGCCGACACCGUGGAUUCGGUAAGAGGAAGGGUACCGCCGACGCUCGUAUGCCCAGCCAGGUCCUCUGGAUGCGCCGCCUCCGAGUUCUCCGACGCCUUCUGGUCAAGUACCGUGCCAGCGGCAAGAUCGACAAGCACCUCUACCACGAGCUCUACCACCUGAGCAAGGGUAACACAUUCAAGCACAAGCGCGCCCUGGUCGAGCACAUCCACCGUGCCAAGGCCGAGAAGCAGCGUGAGAAGGCUCUGAAGGACGAGAUGGACGCCAAGCGUGCCAAGACCAAGGCCGCUCGUGAGCGCAAGUUGGAGAGGGUGGCGGCGAAGCGAAAUGCUCUGAUGGUCGGCGACGAGUAA
Molecule: messenger RNA, 567 nt
Organism: Trichoderma citrinoviride
Lineage: Eukaryota; Fungi; Ascomycota; Sordariomycetes; Hypocreales; Hypocreaceae
Product: 60S ribosomal protein L19
Exons: 2
Biological process (GO): translation
Cellular component (GO): cytosolic large ribosomal subunit; ribosome
Molecular function (GO): structural constituent of ribosome; RNA binding
Source: RefSeq, a predicted model, not a curated record